Molecule: messenger RNA, 2527 nt
Organism: Mastomys coucha (southern multimammate mouse)
Lineage: Eukaryota; Metazoa; Chordata; Mammalia; Rodentia; Muridae
Gene: Socs2
Product: suppressor of cytokine signaling 2
Exons: 3
Coding region: 842-1438 (198 amino acids)
Biological process (GO): phosphatidylinositol phosphate biosynthetic process; intracellular signal transduction
Cellular component (GO): phosphatidylinositol 3-kinase complex
Molecular function (GO): 1-phosphatidylinositol-3-kinase regulator activity
Source: RefSeq, a predicted model, not a curated record
AAGCCCGAAGGUUCCGCCCGCAGGGGUGGGGGACCGUGGCCGGGGAGGGCGGCGGGGUGCGAGCUCGGGAGCGGCGGACUGCCUGGACUUCCGCAGUUUAGGGCGCCCCGGGAGAGUUCAAGUCGGGGCUCUGCCCCAACCGGACUCAACUACCUCCUUUCCCGGGUUUCUUCUCGGUCUCGGGAAAUCUUCCGAGCACCCCCACUCCCCCCAACAACAACUGCUCUCCAAAUUUAUAAUCCUAAUAACCUGAUCUCCCGCUCCUCCCCGCCAGCCUCCGCCCUUGCUCCCCCACCCCACCCCUUCUCUUUCGCCCAUCUCCUCCGCCGCAGCUGGAGGGAAACCCGGCAUUGGCGAGCUGGGGUGUCAGCCUGGGGCGGAGGGGGGGAAGCUAGGCGACGAUCCCUGGGAUUUUUUUUUUUUUUUUGUCUGCCUUUGGCGCAGAACAACCCGGCUGCUUCUACGGAGCGCAGAGCCGGUUGCAUCCCCAGGCAUCUCGUUCCACAAAUAAACGUCACUCGGGGAACUCAGACGGACACCCCCUCCUCGACCCCUGGCUCCCCCCUGCCCCUUGUCCACUGGGGAGGCUGCCUGGCGCGGAGGCGGCAGUCGCCGUGGCGGAGGCGACCUGUGGGUGACUGUGUCUGCGAGAUACUUUGCCAUACCAUUCUGCCGGAAUUUGGAGAGAAUCAGCUGCUUCCAGCCCCCUCCCCCUCCGCCACCAUUUCGGACACCCCGCACAGUCUCGUUUUGGGGUACCCCGUAACUUCCAGGCAGCACGCGAGGUCCACUGGCCCCGGCUCCGGCGACCACCUGUCUCGGACGUGUUGACUCUUCUCCCAUGACCCUGCGGUGCCUGGAGCCCUCCGGGAAUGGAGCAGACAGGACGCGGAGCCAGUGGGGGACCUCGGGGUCGCCGGAGGAACAGUCCCCCGAGGCGACGCGUCUGGCGAAGGCCCUGCGCGAGCUCAGUCAAACAGGAUGGUACUGGGGAAGUAUGACUGUUAAUGAAGCCAAAGAGAAAUUAAAAGAGGCACCAGAAGGAACUUUCUUAAUUAGAGAUAGUUCGCAUUCAGACUACCUAUUAACUAUAUCAGUUAAGACGUCAGCUGGACCGACUAACCUGCGGAUUGAGUACCAAGAUGGGAAAUUCAGAUUGGAUUCUAUCAUAUGUGUCAAGUCCAAGCUUAAGCAGUUUGACAGUGUGGUUCAUCUGGUUGACUACUAUGUCCAGAUGUGCAAGGAUAAACGGACAGGCCCAGAAGCCCCCCGGAAUGGGACUGUUCACCUGUACCUGACCAAACCUCUGUACACAUCAGCACCGACUCUGCAGCAUUUCUGUCGACUCGCCAUUAACAAAUGUACCGGUGCGAUCUGGGGACUGCCUUUACCAACGAGACUAAAAGAUUACUUGGAAGAAUAUAAAUUCCAGGUAUAAGUAUUUCUCUUUUUUUAAAACACAUGCCUCAUAUAGAAUAUCUCCGAAUGCAGCUAUGUGAAAGAGAACCCGGAGGCCCUCCUCUGGAUAACUGCAUAGAAUUCUUUCUUAAGGACAGUUGAGCUCAGUCUAACUUAAAGGUGUGAAGAUGUAGCUAGGUAUUUUAAAGUUCCCCUUAGGUAGUUUCAGCUGAAUGAUGCUUUCUUUCCUAUGGCUGCUCAAGACCAAAUGGCCCUUUUAAAUGAAAAAAAAAAAAAAACAAGAAACAAAAACGUCCCAAGGAAUGGCAAGAGACUAUUCCUGUCAGAAUGACUUGCCUUUUUUUUUUGGGGGGGGGGGGGUCCCUAUGCACUGGGUCAAAAGUCGAAGCACCAUAGGAGAGAAAGGCUUCCAUGUGGGCAGCUGAAGGAGGAAAAGCCUGGCUGACACAGGCUUCAGCUCCACCUGUAGCUGCCUGGUGAUCAGUCUGUGUUAGAAUUAUAGUUUGCAUUCUGAUAUAUCUCGUAGGAGGUCCGUUGUUAAGCUGACCAUGCUUGUAUUUAUCCCUCGUUUUAUGCAACUAAUCAAAUCAACCAAAAAAAAAAAAAAAGAAUCAUCACCAUGAGAUCCUGUACUUGUCUUUUUUACUACAUGUGUGAACUCCCACGUGAAUGAGUACUGUAGUAAUCCAUUUCAAGGCAGCCUUACUUCAGAAACAUUUCAAACUGGUGCAAACAGAGAAGACUUCUCUCUUUUCCUUUAAGGCUAAAGACAAGAAUGUCAUGCUACACAGGUGCAACUCAAUCCUCGAAAACAAAAACCAAUGCAGACAGAGACUUUUAUCCCUUGACGUAGCUGUGAGUCCUUACCUAUUGCCAUUGAUUUUUGUUUUUUGGAAAUGGCUCUAGAACUUUCCAAGUUGUCCUUGAAUUGUCUGACCACGGACAUCCACAGCUGCCUCCCUUCUACCAUGUAGAGUACUAUGACUUAACUUUUCUUCCAGAUAUAGGGGGGUACCUGCCUGUUUUUCAAAGUGUUUAUUUACUGCUGUUACUAUUUGAUUAGAAUGUAUUAAAUAAAAACCAACCUGACUUUUACAAGUUGCACUCA